UUUAUUUGGCUAGACAAUUAUUUGGUGCGACACCGGAGAGGUACCCAGUGCACGUGAGAUCGGCGGAGCAAUUGUGCCCCAAACACCUGAGUAUAUGUUUACAUUUUUCAACAAUCAGACCGUGGGGGGCACAGAAGAAUGAUGCAAAAGUGAAAGGAAACUUACGCUAUAGUCUAAACAUUCACCUUGCAUUUUUGUGUCGUUUAUUGACUCAUCAAUGAUUGGCCAUAAACUGCAGAUCCGUACCCAGCUUGGACAAGUAAAUAAACCACCUGGAAGUCUGAUUUAUUGUACGUACCCGGAACUAUUUUCAGUGUUUGCGGAUUUAUACCGCGGUGUUAUGUGGUACGCAGGUAACUCAUACCCAACACGUAGCAUACUGUAAUUGUUUUCCAUCGUCCAAGUUCGGGUACCAGGCUUGGUGCGUCGACAAGUCAACGGGAAUCCACCCUUAAAUGACCUGGUUGUGACUUCGUACUUGUUGAAGUGGGUCUGUGUCUUCCUCCUUCAAAACGUCUCAAAGGUGAAUACUCAAGACACGCUACAGGAUGGCAGGUCCGGCCCGCGAAGGAGUGUCAGUUGCCGACAUACGUCAUUUGGAUUUUCGAGCCACAUUACUGGGUAUCUCCGAUGAAUUGACCGACGAGGAAACGGCCAACUUGAAGUUAUUUUGUUCGCAUCUGAUUCCGAAAGGCCAGUUAGCGAAUCUCGGACGGGCAGCUGACGUUUUCGACAGGCUGAAACAAUUGGACAAAAUAGACCAGGAGAACUUGGGCUUUGUUAAAGAGAUCCUGGAGAGAAUGGGACGACAGGACCUGAUCAAAGACGUUCUGUGGCAGUUCGAGCAGCCUGGUCGAGAACUUCCAGAGAGAGUGUCAGAUGUCGACAGGCGUCAUUUUGAUUUCGUGCACGUAUUACUCCGUCUUUCGGAUGGAUUGACCGACGAGGAAACGGCAAACUUUAAGUACUUCUGUUUGGAUUUUGUUCCCAUUCCGGCGAGAGGCCAAUUAGCGCAGCUCCGACGGGCGAUUGAUGUUUUCUAUAAGCUGAGAGAACUGGACAAAAUGGACCAGGAGAACUUGGACUUAGUUGAAGAGAUCUUGGAGAGAAUGGGGCGACGGGACCUGAUCAGAAACGUUCUAAGGCCCUUCCAGCCACCUGAUAGAGAAAUUCCGGAGAACCCUGACCUCCAACCAGGAACAAGCGAUGGAAGUGUAAACACUGACGGAACUGCAGACGUAAUGUCCAAUAUUUACGUCGUCGUACAAGGCCAAGUGCGCAUGGUCCAGGAAUAUCUAGAUCGUCUUCGAAACAGCCUUGCGUCGCUGUGUCGCACCAGAAAGUCACAGCUCAUGUAUAGACGAUACAGGAGAGACAGGAGCGUCUUGGUGCACUUCUCCAUACCGCGGGAGAACACCGCGGUGCUGAGGCUCAUGGCGGAUUACUCAGACCCAAGACUUGUGUACAUGGGCAUCAAGUCGCUGCAAAUUGAUGCUGAACCACCCAUAACGAUCACACAGGAGGCGAUGUUGUUUGAUGUCAAGAGACAAUAUCCAGCAGAUGACAUCGACGUAGGAUGCAGUACUCGGAUGACGCUACAGAGGGCGCCUAGGAAUUGGACCCGCCUGUCUGCCUUGAACCUGUUCUCGGAUGCCCUGCCCCUCCAUUUGCAGGUAGCCGAGAGUCUGGAGUACCAGGGCUUCUCUUAUAGCCUGGUCCAGUCUAUGGUGCAGAGAGAUCAGCGUAGGGAGCACGAGUUGAGGCAGCUCGUACAGAACCUCCUCAAGAAGAUAGAGGGCAUAGAGGAGAAUUCCAACACGCUCAUGACCAUGCGCUCCAUGCUCAACAUCGAAGAGAACAGGUCAAAGGAUGCCCUUGAGACGAUCAGAGUUCUUGAAGAAAAGCUACAGCAGGCUCAAAAUUACGCAGAGAAAGCCGCCAAGCAGGUGUCAUCUCACGUGUACAGGGGGGAGAAACCACCGGGUGGGUGGCCGACACAGGUAGGCAAGGCAGCGACGAAGAAAGCAGAAACGAUGAAAGGAGUGAAAUCAGAAGCUCUUAACUUCAGGAGCCCUCGCGGCGUGCUCGUCCUGAUGUCACCUAGCAACGAGAUGUUUGUGAUUGAUAAAGUAAAUAAGCGAGUCCAAGUCCACAACACGGAGGGCGUUUAUCUCCGCAGCUUCCCAAUGGUCGUGCCAGAUACAGAUGAGAAGGCCAUGACGCCACAUGAUGUCUCUAUGGACGCAAACGGCACACUGUGGGUCGUGGGAGAGGGGAAAUUCGCUGACUACAUCGUACAAUACAGCAAGGUUGGGAGCGCCAUGGAGAAGUUUGAACUCCCAGAGACGUUGUAUCUUCGUGGGAUUGUGGUUGAUACGCGCAAUGACAACAUCCUGGUGACGGAGCCCGGUGGAGACAGUGGUGAGGUGCAAGUGAUCCGUCCAGACGGCUCUUUGGUGACGAGGUUCGGUCAUCCGGACAUGAGAGUGCCUGACUACAUCACCGUGAAUGAGGAAGGGAACAUCCUUGUGUCGGACUGGUCCACUCGAUCUCUCUACCUGUAUGACGAGUCCGGGAAGUUCCUGCGUACAGAAGUUUGGUGAUGAGGGAAGGACAGUGGACGCUUACCGCAGUAUCUGAACGGACAGCUUGGGAGACAUAAUCGUAUCGUACUACGAGGAACCGUGAUCGGCGUUACCAGUAAUGUAGUGUUUUCGGUCAAGUAACUGCAUGUAACUGGAACUAAAAGGCCACAUGGUUCUUACUAGUUUGACUGAUCAUACAGUGACUGUAUUUUCCAUGAGUUAUAUCACUUGGUUUACGUCCGUGGAAAUUGAGGUAUCGUGUUCUGUGUGUGUGUGUGUGUGUGUGUGUGUGUGUGUGUGUGUGUGUGUGUGUGUCUGUUUGCGUGUGUGUUUUCUUUUAUAUGCAGGUACAUUGGAAACAGGUACUCCAAGACUGGUAUGGUGGACGAUUGGUUAUUGAAAUUCGUUGGUGUCUUUUAUGAAAAAUUUAACAUGACGUAAAAGUUUUUGUUUUGUUUAAUAGGAACCCAUGUAUACAUGCUAGGACAUUAUCAGGAAGGUCGUUAUCAGGAGGUUUGUAAAUGUGACAAAUCCUACCAGUUUUUCUAAAUUGCUGAAGAAUAGGAUACGAUAUUGGGUGUAGUUUGGGCAGUCCAAAAAGUUAUGAUUGAUUCUUAAGUUUUCAAAAGGGGGGUGGCCACAGAUGCAACCCGGACUAGUUACUAGGUUACUAGUUAUACUUGUAACAUAACUUAUUUUCUUGACAAAUCCUGGAUUUGUUCGAGGUAGCUGUACUGUUGCUCCACAAGACGAUACGUGAUGUACCUUAUGAUAAUAAUGAUAAUCUUUAUUGCAUGUUCAUGCCCGUAGGCUAAAUGGACAAAUGGUUUAAUGGAUGAAAGGAAUAAAAAAGAAUAACAACUAAACUUAUACAGUAGUUUCAGCUAGACUAAUGGAGAAUGGUCUAAAAUAUCAUGUGUCUCUAUAGGAAACAUCAUAACUAUCGUUAAUCGCUACAUCAAUACAUCGAUCUAAUAUAUGUAUAUUCUCUCUUAUACUAGUUAUAGCUUUGGCGUUAAAAAUAAUUAAUUGGUAACGCGUUAUAUGCUUGCGUUAAUUCAUUACAAAGUUUAUUGAUAAAAUGAUCUUGAUAGUUAUUAUACUUGUGUCAUGUGGGCGUGGAAGAUGAUCAGUACAUCUUUAUCAAUAAACAUUGUUUACCGUCAAAACUAAUGUGUAAUUUGUUAAGUCAUUAACUCUGGGAAAGAAGUCAUUGACAUGAAAU
This is a messenger RNA of Branchiostoma floridae (Florida lancelet), 3810 nucleotides long. RefSeq lists its product as uncharacterized. The coding region runs from base 549 to 2603 and encodes 684 amino acids. Gene Ontology annotation, biological process: regulation of apoptotic process. The record is from RefSeq and is a predicted model, not a curated record. The transcript is spliced from 4 exons. Gene Ontology annotation, molecular function: protein binding. Lineage: Eukaryota; Metazoa; Chordata; Leptocardii; Amphioxiformes; Branchiostomatidae. Gene Ontology annotation, cellular component: extracellular region.